GGUCCCGAAGCGACAGCAAAUUAAUUACUUGCUCGUCCGUGUCCAGUGAACGCGAAGUUCGUUGGCUGCUGCCCGUUUAUUUCCUUCCCCGCGCGCAGUCCUCGGUGCUCAUUCUGCAGCCCCUCGCUCGCUAGAUCUGCCGACGUACGGCGCCACACUGACGGAGGCGUUGUUGUAGGUGAGUCUCGAUCGAUCUCUGUAGUCUCGGACUGUCAGUACUCAGUACAAGGCGCCGCCGGCCGGAUCUGUUCUGGUUGCCGCCGGCGCCACCACAGCUGCUGCACUAUUGUCUGUUUGGAUUGGAGCCUAGCAAGCUUGUCCGAUGGAGUGUUUGGAACCUCCAAUGAUCACGGUGCCAGCUUAUGGUGGAGGACUAGGAGUAGGAGCAGAGCAAGUACUGCCUGCUGCAGAGACAGUAGCAAAGAUAUCGAGUUACAUAUACAGCACGGCAGCAGCUAUGACGCCAACGGAUGUCACUCUCCCAGUGUUAAGAACAAUCACUAACAAUUUCUCUCUGGAGCGAAAACUUGGUGAAGGCACAUUUGGACAAGUCUACCUGGGAGAGUAUGAAAAUGGACAAAAGGUUGCUGUGAAGUUGCUUUACAAUCGUGAACCAGACACUCAAAGUAAGCAAUUCCAGAAUGAAUUUGACAACCUAAUGAAGCUCGAGCACACAAACAUUGUACGCUUGAUGGGCUACUGCUAUGAAACCAAACAUGUAGCUAUACCGUACAAUGGAAAUGUAGUUCUAGCUGAAGUGGCAACAAGAGCACUCAUCUUGGAAUAUUUGCAGAAUGGGAGUCUUGAAACGCUUCUUUCAACAAAUGCAGAUGAAGAACUUGACUGGCAUACACGCUACAAAAUUAUCAAGGGAAUUUGUGAGGGUUUAAAUUACAUGCAUGAGGAAAUAAGACCACCUGUCCUUCAUCUAGACCUAAAACCUGAUAAUAUAUUGCUAGACAAGAAUAUGGUGCCCAAACUUGCAGAUUUCGGUUUGUCCAGGAUUUGCGAAGGAACUCAGAUCACAAGUUGUCUGAUAGGAACACGUGGAUACCAGCCACCCGAACACAUACACAGAAAUCUUGUUUCAAAGAAGUUUGAUAUAUUCAGCUUGGGUGUUAUUAUGAUAAACAUUAUUGAGGCGCGGCAUAGUGACUACUACACAUCUGAUGACUCUGAUAAUUUUGUUGAUACUGUACAAAUGAAAUGGAGGAGUAAGUUGAAUGGAACAUACCAUGGUUCUUUACUGGAUAUAUACUGCAAACAAGUGAAGAUUUGCACUGAAAUAGCAUUGAAAUGCAUGGAGCAGAAAAGAAACAGAAGGCCCACGAUAUUGGAGAUCAUUGAUAAGCUGAACGCAAUGGAACAUGAAAUGCGAAUGUUUGAAAAUAAUCAAGGUCGACAUAUAGAAAGGGAGCCUCGAAUGAUCAUGCCAACUAGCGAAGGACCAAUAGCAGGGCAACUGGUUGUUGCACACAAUUUUCUGUUACCAGCAGAAACUGAAGCAAGGCCACUACGUUACAGCUACUCAACAACUAAGGGAUCAACAGGUCUCAUGCUCACAGAGUUAAAAAGAAUUACAGAUGAUUUCUCCGAGAAUCGGAAACUUGGUGCAGGCUCAUUUGGAAAAGUGUACCUGGGGGAGAAGGAAAAUGGACAAAAGGUUGCAGUGAAGAUACUUGAUUUUGACGGGCUAGGACCUGAUGCUGAGAAUUUCAAGGAUGAGUUUGACAACCUUAUGAAGGUUGAGCAUCCAAACAUUGUGCGUUUGAUUGACUAUUGCUACGAAACACAAUAUGAAGCUGUGCCAUACAAUGGAAGAUUAAUUAUGACUGAAAAGACAACACGGGCACUCUGCUUGGAGUAUUUGCACAAUGGGAGCCUCGAAAGUCAUCUGCCCAAUGAAGACCUGUUUGACUGGCAUACAAGGUACAGGAUUAUCAAGGGGACUUGUGAAGGUUUAAAAUAUAUCCACAAUGAACGUCAAGCACUUCAUUUGAACCUCAAACCUAGCAAUAUAUUACUCGACGAACAUAUGGUGCCAAAACUUGGAGAUUUGGGUAUGGCCGAGAUUUUCAAGGGCUAUAUAGGAACACGUGAAUACCAGCCACCAGAGUACAUAGAAAGAAGAUUGAUCUCAGAAAAAUUUGACAUAUUCAGCUUGGGAAUUAUAAUAUUAAAGAUUGUGGCUGGAAAAAGGGGCUACUCAAAAUAUCGUGGCAUGAAUUCUGAACAGUUUGCUGAUGACGUACAACGCAUCUGGAGGAAUAGGUGGGAUAAUGGAACCCUCGUUGGUUCCAUACUGGACACACAAUGCAGACAAGUAAAGCUUUGCACUGAAAUAGCAUUGAAGUGUGUGGAGCAUAAAAGAAUCAGAAGGCCCAAUAUAGUGGAGAUCAUCAAUAAGCUGGACAGGAUGGAAAACAAGCCGUGCCCACCUCCCCCACCCGGAUGUGUUUCUGCAAAUGCACCCCAGGAAAGUACACAUGAACCCGAGGGUCCAGAAGAUACCAGUGCUGAGCUCCACCCUCAGUUGCAGGUAAGAUGCGGCGGCCCAGGCAGCAGCAGCGAGCUUCUCAAAGUCUAUCCUCUCCAGCUCCGGUUCCCCUCGACGCCAAACGGAGGUUCACCGAUCUCCUCCAAGCUGCACCUAACCAACGACACCGAUGGCCGCGUCGCCUUCAGACUCGUAAGCAAGGGUCAUCCGAUCCGGGACUUCGAGGGGCUGACAUGCGGCGUCGUGCCUCCCAAGUCCAAGCUCACCCUCGCCGUGGCCCUGCGCAGACCGGUGAGCAGCGGCGAGUGGUUCGAGCUCGUGAGCACCAGAGCAGGUGACGGUGACCUGCUGCUGCCACAGGACCGCCCCCCUGCGCUUGACUUCCUCUACCAGCACAGCAGUUUCAUCAACAGAGCCAAGGAGGCCGGCCGUGAAGUGCAUACGGUGAAGCUGGCUACAAUUGUCGUCUACACACAAACUGCGGUUUGUUUUGGACCAUGGUUCCGCUUCUGCAGAGAGAACCUCCAUCGCCUCUUCGUGGAUUGUUUUCUACCUGCUUGGUGACCCAGUUAUGGCCUCGAGAAAUUAAAGGGCCUAAUAAAAUGUUGAAAUCCAGUUCUGCAUGCAUAUAUGAAAUCUAGUUCGACUUUGGACA
Sorghum bicolor (sorghum) is the source of this 3152-nucleotide messenger RNA. Its product is annotated as G-type lectin S-receptor-like serine/threonine-protein kinase LECRK4. Gene Ontology annotation, molecular function: protein kinase activity; ATP binding. Gene Ontology annotation, biological process: protein phosphorylation. The transcript is spliced from 17 exons. Bases 323 to 3061 code for a protein of 912 amino acids. The record is from RefSeq and is a predicted model, not a curated record. Lineage: Eukaryota; Viridiplantae; Streptophyta; Magnoliopsida; Poales; Poaceae.